Messenger RNA from Zingiber officinale, 372 nucleotides. RefSeq names its product MAPK kinase substrate protein At1g80180-like. The transcript has a single exon. Lineage: Eukaryota; Viridiplantae; Streptophyta; Magnoliopsida; Zingiberales; Zingiberaceae. The record is from RefSeq and is a predicted model, not a curated record. The coding region runs from base 3 to 311 and encodes 102 amino acids.
AAAUGGCGACGCUGCAGAGAUCAGCAACGACGUUCCGGAGAUCAGGGUCGUCAGGGUUGGUUUGGAACGAGAGGUUCUUCUCUGGAGAAUUGGCUAAGCGGCCGGCAGCGGAGCUCGGCGAACCGCUGAGACACAACCAAGGCGUGGGGCCGGCGAGAGGAGUCACCGGAGGCAUCGCCCGCAUAAGAACCAAGGGGCCGCCAACUAUAGCUGCCACCGAGCCGCCAUCUCCCAAGGUGCCUGCCUGCCUCUGCUGCGGAUUCAGCACGGGGAAGCAUGACACGGGCAAGCGAGCCAAGAGGAGAACAUAAGUAAACAGGGAAUUGAAAUGUAACACGAUCAAAUUAUAUGAAUUAUUUUUCUGCUGUUCCA